AUGUAUCGCCCAGCAGGUUAUGAUGAUUCUGAUGAUGAUGAUUUUGAUGAUUAUGGGUUCAUAAGCUCUUAUUCUGGGGUUAAGACUAAACCGAACACAUUGGUCAACAUGCAAACACCCAUUGACGAUUUCGAUACUCUCCUUUAUAACGCUGUGUUGGACGGAAACUUAGAAGAGAUAAAACGAAUUUUGAAGGAGGAUGAAUAUUUUCGAGCUGGUGAAAUACUUCGACAAGGAUGGCCAUUAUUGUUUUAUGCAUGUUUUGAAGCCAAACUCGAAGUCGUAGAAUAUCUUGUGCAGGAGUUGAAGAUGGAUGUGAACCGCUUGUACAAUCUGCAAUCUGCCCUUAUGAUUACGUGUAGCUCAACGCAUGCUACAGAGCAGGUGUAUCCUAUUGUUAGAUUGUUAUUAGACAAUGGUGCAAUCAUAGGCUUGCUUGAUCAAUACGGAUACUCGCCGCUCAUGUUAGCCUGCAAAGAAGGCCACCUAGAGGUUGUCAAAGAAAUUGUGGGUGAAUCAUCUUUACUUUCAGCAGAUAAUGAUGGAAACACUGCACUUUUUCAUGCAGUAAAUAACAACCAUUACGAAAUAGUAAUGGUUUUGCUUAAUGCUGGAGCUCUUACACACAUCGUGAACGGGCAGGGGUGUACCCCGAGGCAGUGUGCCAUUAACAAAAAUUAUAAAAACAUAGCUGAAUUAUUUCCUGAAGAAGAAACUCCGUAUGAAUUACCAUCCAAGUUUUUAUGCUAUAAGAAUUAUCGCAACUUAAUUCAUGGUGACAAUGAAAAAGCUUCACCCAAUUAUUGUCCUGACAUCGGUUUGAUGCUGUUUGGCAUGAACAGCGAAAGCAAACUUGCUAUUUUUGCCCAGGCAAAUAUGAACCUAUUUGAAUUUUUAACCUUAACCGACGAGAAACUUCAAUUCCUAAAUAUGAAGUAUCCCAUCGAGCGGAAACGUAUUCUUCUGGGUUUGUACGAUUUUCAUCUACAAAAAUGGUCAAAUAACAGUGUCUGGACAAUGUCCAAGCAAUCUAUUUUAGAUUUUUAUGAUCUUUUAGAAGCUUUUGGAAAUAUUCUAAAACACCUCACAGUUAUGCAUGGGUCAGUGGUGUUCACUAAAACGCUAACAAGCUCGAAUGGUUCUAAAGCAUUUUCUCAUGCUAUUCAAAAUUCAACCAUGAUCGAAAGUUUGGCAAAUUUUCUCAUCAAAAUACGAGAUGUAAAAUCUCAAAUAAACACUUUGCAUAAACUGUCUUCUCCAAACCCCGUGCUUUAUGUUAAACCCAAACACAAAAAAGUAAAUUUUUUUUCAAAAAUGGUUAAAGUUUCAAUUUGCUUGAUGAUCGGAAGUGCUGUGUGUUUGUUGAAAUGUAGUUCAAGAAAGCUGUAA
Molecule: messenger RNA, 1389 nt
Organism: Anopheles nili
Lineage: Eukaryota; Metazoa; Arthropoda; Insecta; Diptera; Culicidae
Gene: Gasz
Product: ankyrin repeat, SAM and basic leucine zipper domain-containing protein 1
Exons: 4
Coding region: 1-1389 (462 amino acids)
Biological process (GO): piRNA processing
Cellular component (GO): pi-body
Molecular function (GO): protein binding
Source: RefSeq, a predicted model, not a curated record